Messenger RNA from Dissoconium aciculare CBS 342.82, 1672 nucleotides. Its product is annotated as cyclohexanone monooxygenase. The annotation marks the transcript as partial. Gene Ontology annotation, molecular function: flavin adenine dinucleotide binding; N,N-dimethylaniline monooxygenase activity; NADP binding. The record is from RefSeq and is a predicted model, not a curated record. Lineage: Eukaryota; Fungi; Ascomycota; Dothideomycetes; Mycosphaerellales; Dissoconiaceae. The transcript has 5 exons.
UGGCAAUCGAAUCGCUACCCCGGCUGUAGAUGCGACCUUCCUGGUCCGACCUAUCAGUUCACAUGGAGAUAUAACGUCUGGUCCGAGUUUUACCCUGCCGCUGCAGAGAUUCAGAAGUAUCUGAGCGACGUAGCCCGGGAAAACGACUUCUACAAGUAUAUCAAGUUCAAACACGAAGUCAUCGGGGCCUCGUGGACUGAUGAAGAAGUGAAAUGGACGUUGAGCAUCCUCGACCAUGCUAGCGGAGAGACGAUACAGGACAAAGUUGAUCUGUUCCUCGAGUUUAACGGGCCGGUCAGCGAUCCGCGAAUCAACGUCGCCGGUAUUGAAAACUUCAAGGGCCCGAUCCUCCAUCCAGGAGAAUGGGAUGCUGGGUCUGACCUCAAGGGCAAACGAGUUGCGCUGAUCGGAUAUGGCUCAACUGGAGUCCAAAUUGCACCAUAUCUCCUCAAGGAUGCUGCGAAGCUGUACACGUGGCACCGAAACAAAAACUACAUCGGACCACCACACAGUGCGUCGUUGGCGGGAGAAAAUGGUGUCAAUUUUGCAUACAACCAAACCCAGAAAGAACUACUAGAAGACCCAGACAUCUAUCUUGCCUACCGGAAGCAAGUCGAUGAAGUGGCCUACAAAGGGCUCACAGGACUGGUCAAUGGCAGUCAAGUAUCUGAACUGGGCAAGAAAGCAGCCGUCAGUCAUAUGCAGCAGAAGCUCAAGUCAAGGCCUGACAUCCUCGAGUGCAUCCUCCCUACUGACUUCGAGAUGAGCUGCCGACGCCCGACUUUCGACUAUGGCUACCUGGAUGCAAUAACCAGUCCAAAGAGCGAGUUUCUUUUACAGUCACCAAAAGGCUUUACGGAGAGUGGUCUCAUAGAUGCCGACGGCGUCGAACACGAAAUCGACGUCGUCGUCGCAGCCACCGGCUACAACCAAUCCUUCAUCCCGCGCUACCCCAAACUCGUCAACGGGGUGGACAUGCGUGAGAAAUUCCGAGAAUGGAACUCACCCCCGUCAUACAUGUCCAUGAGCCUCGACGGCAUGCCCAACUACUUCAACCCCUCCCUCGCCUACGCGCCCCUGAUGGCGAGCUACUUCCUCAUCUCCACGCCGCGAACCCGCUACAUCGUCAAGGUCAUCGACAAGAUGCAGAGAGAACAGAUCCUCUCCCUCACGCCCAAGAGAAAAGCCAUCGAGCACUGGAUCGCCCACUGCAACGCUUUCGUCGAACGCAUGCCUCAGGGCGGCCCUUGCGUCGCCUGGUAUAAAUCCGCCGCGGGGGGCGCGAAGGCUGCUCUUUGGCCCGGGGGCCGGACGCACUACAUGCGCGUCCUUGAGAAUCCGCGCUUCGAGGACUUUGAUCUCACAUAUGUUGAUGAAAGUGAUAUUUUCUCGUACUUGGGGAAUGGGUAUGAUGUCGAGUAUGAGGGCAACCCUGGGGCGGAUAAUGAGUGGUAUUUGGGGCCUACGAAGAAGAUUGUUCCUGAGGAGACGUUGGAGAAACUUAGAGGCGUUUAUGGGACGCCGGUGAUCCCAGGGCGGUAGAGCGGUGCUGGUAAUUCAGGCGAUGCGUGAGGAUUAAACUUGAUUAUGCAGUUGAUGUUAGCCCUUCGGUAUAUCAUUGCAUUGGAACGAUUAGUCGCACUUUAGGUCAGCUGAAGGUAAAUUUUCAUGC